This is a messenger RNA of Phaeoacremonium minimum UCRPA7, 807 nucleotides long. RefSeq lists its product as hypothetical. The coding region runs from base 1 to 807 and encodes 268 amino acids. The transcript is spliced from 2 exons. Lineage: Eukaryota; Fungi; Ascomycota; Sordariomycetes; Togniniales; Togniniaceae. The record is from RefSeq and is a predicted model, not a curated record.
AUGGAUCGACCAUCACCCGCCACCGUCAUCCACUACCCUCAACAGCAGCAGCAACAACAACCCAGUGUUCCGUCAAUAUCCAACCAGCCUGCUGCUUAUCAACAGUCAUCAUAUAUCAAUCCUUCUCCCGGAUUUCCGACGGGGCCUUCAGUCGGCGGUUUCGGUGCAGGACAGCCGACAUCCAUACUCCCGGAGCAGAUUGCCGGGCCCGCACUCACCCAGUCUCCCCAGCAGAUAGCAACCCGCGAUCUCAAAGCCACGAGGGCCGGCGCAGAAUUCGCCCUACGGGAGUACUUGACCCUGCAAAGGCGGCGCUACCGAACAGAUGAACCGGGCAUAGAGGAGCGCAUCCGCCCGCAGGCCGUGACCGCAAUCAGCGAGUUGAGGACUCUCAGGAAGGAGAUCUCGGUGGUGGCCAAGGCGGCGGAAAACCAUCGAUGGCGAAGGUGGCUGCUGAGUGGUAUUGUCGCUCCGUUCAUUCCCGCGGUGAGAGCCAUCUUCCGCCGCCCUUCUAAAGACGAGGAGUCUUCCAACGAUACCGAGUAUGCUUUCAGGAAGAGCAAGUCGCUCAUCUCCCGCAUCCUGGACUCGGUGCAUGGAAUCAGCGGCUUGGCCAGCAUCACGUUCUUCGUAUUUGCAGUGCUCUAUGUCUUCCAGAAUGAGGUCUCGCUGAGAGUGGCCAGAACAGUGUCCAAGAAACUGAAGCGUCUUAGUGCCAAGGUGGAGCGGGGCGAUGAGGAGAUUGAUGAAAGUGACAUGAAAUUGCUGCGAGGCUGGCGUUGGAGGGUAUUGCUUUGGAGUCAAUGA